Aureobasidium vineae is the source of this 1818-nucleotide messenger RNA. NCBI's taxonomy places the organism in Eukaryota, Fungi, Ascomycota, Dothideomycetes, Dothideales, Saccotheciaceae. The record is from the annotation of a GenBank genome assembly.
AUGUCGGAUGCUCUCUGCGGACCCUCCAACGCGGUUCAGAACCUGGCCAAACACUCGUCGGUUGACCGGACCUUGCAGCAAGACCGCCUGGUGUCACGACAGUCGCCUGACCAAGGCUUCCGCUCGUACAAUCCGAAUGUCGCAUCAUUAGAUCCGGAAUUCGAGGCCUUCCAGAAUGGCCACGCCCAUAGCCUUGCAGGUCCCUCGUGGGCUGCUUCUUCUCUGUCCAACUUCCACUCGCAACCGCCGUCCUUCCAGUCAGCCUCUCCCCUUCCAUCCGCUUCGUGGACUCAAGACUUCAAUCGCUUGUCCAUCUCGUCUCCACAACAACCACAGCUCCAAGCAGCUCCUCAAGCCUGGCACAACCACUUUGGCCAGCAUGCACAACACCCUGCUCCUCUGAACGCUGCUCCUUCUCAGAUACAACCGCCAUCUGCUCGCUUCCAACCUCCGCUCGCCUUUAAUCACAUGCACUCCGCUCCACGCUACGCUUCUCAAUCCCAGACCCUCCACCAACAGCAGCAACAACAACAACUCCCUCAGGAUCAGUUUGACGAGGCUGCCUUCGAGGCUGCCUUCGAUGCCGCUCUACAGGAUGCUUCCAUGGAUCAAGACUCUGCCAUACAAGAACACGAACAACCUGACCCUUUCGACUUUGAUUCCUUCCUUCCAGACAUAUAUCCACACCUCCCUCUGUUUCGUCUUGCGCUAGCCAAUGCUUUGGUCACAAACACAGAUGAGUCGCUCCAUCGAGCCGCCAAGAUUGUUGACGCUCUCAUAAAACAUCCCCAGACUAUGGAUCCCAUCCAAGCCAUGCUCUUCCGACCCCUUUUGUCUGCUUUGAACGAUCCCAAACGCACCUUGUUCUCCCAACGAUAUGGCUACGAGCCCGCCUUGAAUCAAAUGUUGGAUGGCCUUGCUCAACAGACUGAAAAUACUCGUCUUGACAUAAGUGCUUCGACUGAGCAACUGUUGGCUUCAUACGCAGACUUGCUUUGGCAGAGGACCGAGUCGAAUCAUUUACAACCCACAAACAUCCCCCGUGCUGCCGACAACUCUUAUUGGCUUGAAAACUUCUUUCGAGAGCAGGACUCGGUUCCUGCCCAAAAUAUUACUCAGCAAUCUGCGAGACUCUUGACGAAAGGUUUCAACCGCCAAGUCAUAUCGGACACACAUUCCCAAGCUCUGAGUCGAGUGUUGGAAUUGGAAUACGAGGUUUACUCCAAGCGACCCGCCGUUUCGGCUGUCUCGACUCAGCAACCAGCAUCCGUUCAGGAGCGAGAGGCCAUGUUGUUCACCAUGAUGGAACACGUUCUAGCUGCACCAGAAACGGUUGAAGCUUUGGAGGCAGUGACUCCACACGCACUUCGAGAUUACGAGAACCAACUACGGCUAUUGGAGCAGCAGAAUCAGAGGCGUCACAUAUUACAUGAAGCAAGAGCAUUGGAGCAAGAACAGGCUAGAAACCCCCUCAUGCAAACUCCAGGGGCGCUUCCCCACAUGACGGGAGAUUUGUUCGAGUCGACGUUCGGGGAUGAACUGCCGGAAGAUGUAAUGAACGAGCAGGCAGAGCAGCAUCUGAAAGAACAGAAAGAGCUGGAUCGGCAGAAUGAUGACGAGUUGGCACAGACUGCAGCCAAUCUACUCGAGCGAGUGUCUGACAACCAGACAUCAAAGUUCAAGAACAGUGCCUUCUUGGGAUUAAUGAGACAGCUCGCAGAUCGAGAAAUCAGAGUCGAAGGAGAUAAGAUGGUCCCCGUGAGUACAGCUAAGCUGCACCAAGCCAGUCAAUAUGCUCUCCUUGGAAAGAAUUGCUAA